Molecule: messenger RNA, 1571 nt
Organism: Temnothorax curvispinosus
Lineage: Eukaryota; Metazoa; Arthropoda; Insecta; Hymenoptera; Formicidae
Gene: Dysb
Product: dysbindin protein homolog
Exons: 6
Coding region: 338-1069 (243 amino acids)
Biological process (GO): negative regulation of protein kinase activity
Cellular component (GO): cytoplasm
Source: RefSeq, a predicted model, not a curated record
CUCCCUCGAAAAGAGGCAGAGAGCUUUUCUCUGUUAAUUAAAUUCCAAAUCUGUCGGUUUCCCAUUGCACCGUUUGAUACGCGGAAAGAAUUUCAUUAAAUUGGCUGACGCCGAGUGCAUUGUUUUGUAAACAACGACCGAGCUGGACCGAGCUCGGUCUGAGUGACCCGGACCCGUAGCUUCGAUCACGUGUUUACACGCCUGUAAACAAAGUUCUCAUGUCAUCUCUUGUGUUUUCCGGUUAACAAUUGCAAAAUAAUUCCAAAGCAGGUAGCUGGAUUUAAAAGCACAUUGGAGGUUCAUCGACAGCGAAUGUUCGCCACUGAGACAAUAAAAUAUGUUUGGAUCAUUACGUAGCAAGUUUCAGACGGUGCAGGAAGGUAUAUCUGCUAGUAUACGCGGAUUGUCCACUACUGAGCAGCCAAAGAGCAAAAAAUCGGCCAAUGUAAGGAAUGUAAAUUAUGACGCUGGGGCAGACGUUCUGCAUCACUUUCAACUGCAAUGGAACGAGCUUCACGAGCUCGCAGAGGAAAACGCGGGAAAGGCUCAGGAAGCGGAUACGCUGAUAUCUUCUAUUUACGAGAAACUUCAACACGAGUGGAACAACGUCACAUGUUUAAAUAGCACCUUAGCUUACAUUCCAAAGAUUAAUAAUGCAAUUCAAGAUCUCAUGGACCAAAUAGGAAAUUUACAAGAAAUGUUUGAAGAAGUUGAAGGAGCUUUGUAUCGAUUGGAGGACCUAAAUGAAAUGUUAGAUUUACAAAGUAGACAGUUGGAUCACAGGUUCCAGUUGGCUUUGUAUAAAGAGAAGAAACUGAUAGAAUUAAAUAAUUUUAAAGGAAAGUUAGCUAACGAGCACACGGAGAGACUCUCGCAACAUGAAUUAAAUCAGCAAAAAAAAUUGAAAGAGCGACGAGAGACCUUCGAGGAAGCCUUUAAGGAGGAUCUUGAGGAAUACAAAGCAACUGGAUCUAUACCAAAGUUACCAGUCUCUGCAGAAGGUCCAUCUUUGGACGAGAUAGUGUUGGACAUUGAUUCGAAGAUAUUUGAUGAGUUUUUAGAGAAUUAGAGGCAGAAGAUUGAGGAUUGUAUCCAUAAGUCUGUCGAUAAGUCGUUGCUAAACUUUAUUUGAAGGUAGCUCAUGACGGAACAUGACUUAACCGCAUUUCUUACAACUAGAUAUUAGGGCUGUGAUUCAGACAAUUUAAGCUUUUUAAUAUAAAAAGUGUAAAAAAAAUAGUUCACAGUAUAAAAAAUGUCUUAUACAAAUGCUUCCAAUUUUUCCAUCAUCCAUCAAAUGCCUAAACUGACUUAAAUUUCAUGAAACUUUGUACAAUCCUCUGAGAUGUAAGUGCAGUAUUUUGUGAAUUGUAUUACGUAUCAUUUGUCUUUUGAAUUGAAGGGAACUCGAAUUUUAUCCCGCAACAAUUCUCUCGUAUGUAAAUAGAUGUAAGAGAAAAAUGUUAUUUUGUUAAAUUUUCCUUAAUUGUAUUAUAACUAAAAAAAAAUAAAUUGAUGUAACAUGUAUUACAAACUUUCAGAAAUUUCUUUGUAUAUUUAUAAUAAAGUGU